AUGUCCCACUCAGAUAUCAGGUGCCCCCACAACCGACCUGUUCAAAUGCUACCUCAUCCCUGCUUCAGACUCAAGCAGUUCAUUGAGGCCAUCUGGUUGGUUCAGUGCAGAUAUGUUCCCCCCCAAGCUCCAGGACCAUAUGGUUGGCCUUACUGCCCGGAAGGUGAAGACUGUUUAAUUCAUGCACAACAUGAUGGCGACAGCCUCACGAAUGUUACGGACGACAACACCGACAUCUCAGUCGAUGACACAGACUGUGGUGGCCUUGCGGAUCAAGUUGCAGAGGACCACGCCGAUGUCUCAAUCGAUGACAUUUGGAUCGGCCCCGCGGAUGAUGUUGCUGAUGAUGCUGAUGAUGAUUCCAGUUUGCAGUCCGACCCUCUCACCAGUGGUGGGGAAGAAGAUGCGCCAGAAUAUCAGGCCAUCGAUGCCAAUGCUAGUGUCGAAACACUUGUUGAUAUUGACCCUGCUAGUCGGUAUAACUGGUUCGUAAGUGUGGGUCAUUCUGGAGUCGGACUAUUUAGUGACAUCUAUACUGCCCCCAAAAUGUGUGCUACCGGCACUUCCGUGUAUUACUUUAGCAUGCUCGAUGCAGCCAGGGAACAUCUCUGGCGUAUGUUGAACAUGUGGUGUGGCGAGGCCACUAUGCUCUAG
Molecule: messenger RNA, 654 nt
Organism: Suillus clintonianus
Lineage: Eukaryota; Fungi; Basidiomycota; Agaricomycetes; Boletales; Suillaceae
Exons: 4
Coding region: 1-654 (217 amino acids)
Source: RefSeq, a predicted model, not a curated record